AAAGCGGAUCUGGCCGUGGCUCCCCUCACCAUCACCCACGUGCGGGAGAAAGCCAUCGACUUCUCCAAGCCCUUCAUGACGCUGGGCGUCAGCAUCCUCUACCGCAAGCCCAACGGGACCAACCCCAGCGUGUUCUCCUUCCUCAACCCGCUGUCCCCCGACAUCUGGAUGUACAUCCUGCUGGCCUACCUGGGCGUCAGCUGCGUGCUCUUCGUCAUAGCCAGGUUCAGCCCGUACGAGUGGUACGACGCGCACCCCUGCAACCCGGGCUCCGACGUCGUGGAGAACAACUUCACCCUGCUCAACAGCUUCUGGUUCGGCAUGGGAGCGCUCAUGCAGCAAGGCUCGGAGCUGAUGCCCAAGGCGCUGUCCACACGGAUCAUCGGUGGCAUAUGGUGGUUCUUCACCCUCAUUAUCAUCUCGUCCUACACGGCCAACCUCGCCGCCUUCCUCACGGUGGAGAGGAUGGAGUCCCCCAUCGACUCGGCAGAUGACUUGGCCAAGCAGACAAAAAUAGAGUACGGAGCAGUGAAGGACGGAGCUACCAUGACCUUCUUCAAGAAAUCCAAAAUUUCCACCUUUGAGAAAAUGUGGGCGUUCAUGAGCAGCAAGCCCACGGCGCUGGUGAAGAACAACGAGGAGGGCAUCCAGCGCACGCUCACGGCCGACUACGCGCUGCUCAUGGAGUCCACCACCAUCGAGUACAUCACGCAGAGGAACUGCAACCUGACGCAGAUCGGGGGGCUCAUCGACACCAAGGGCUACGGCAUCGGCACUCCCAUGGGGUCGCCGUACCGGGACAAGAUCACCAUCGCCAUCCUGCAGCUGCAGGAGGAGGACAAGCUGCACGUGAUGAAGGAGAAGUGGUGGCGCGGCAACGGCUGCCCCGAGGACGAGAGCAAGGAGGCCAGCGCCCUGGGCAUCCAGAACAUCGGCGGCAUCUUCAUCGUGCUGGCCGCGGGGCUCGUGCUCUCCGUCCUCGUGGCCAUGGUGGAGUUCAUCUACAAGCUGCGCAAAACGGCCGAGCGGGAGCAGGUACCGGCUGCCUCUGUCCCCUGCAACGGCGCCGGGCUGGGCUUCCCGAGCUCCCUGGGGGCCCGGGGCUUUCCAAGCCUGCUCCAGGUGUCCGGUUAUUCCGAUAUCAUUGUCACCAGGACGAGUCACCCCGGGAGAGCUCCAGGAUGGCUCCCGGCCGUGCCCAACCGCCUGCAGCGCCGUCCUGCCUCGCUGCUCCGGGAGGAACUGCGGCGGGCGCGGAGAAGGGAGAGCGCUCUGCCAUCCCAAGCCCCAGCUUCAGCCCUUGCCGAAACCGCAAAUCUGUCCCCAGCAGACACCGAAGGCGCCGAGAUCAACACAGCUCCUGCCUGGGGCUCCGCUGUGCUCUGCGCGCAGGAGCGGGGCCAGCGGCACCGCAGGCCGGUGCUCCUGGCGCAGACCCGGGGCCGAGGGGACACCCGGCACAGCUCCCGGUGCCCGCGGCUCCCGUGGCUCCCGCGGCCGCGCUCCAGGUGGAUGCGCCAGCGCGGCAGGAGGGAGGCCAAGCCGGGGGGACGGUUGCCUGCAGGAAGCAGGGGGAUCCGGAGGGGAUCUAACCUGGCCGCUUCCCCGAGCCUGUCCCGCCUGGCCGCCCCGCGCCGCUGCCUGAGCCGCGGGUGA
This is a messenger RNA of Tinamus guttatus (white-throated tinamou), 1656 nucleotides long. NCBI's taxonomy places the organism in Eukaryota, Metazoa, Chordata, Aves, Tinamiformes, Tinamidae. The record is from RefSeq and is a predicted model, not a curated record.